This is a messenger RNA of Dalotia coriaria, 17338 nucleotides long. RefSeq names its product histone-lysine N-methyltransferase 2C-like. Gene Ontology annotation, cellular component: MLL3/4 complex; nucleus. The record is from RefSeq and is a predicted model, not a curated record. Gene Ontology annotation, molecular function: transcription coactivator activity; histone H3K4 methyltransferase activity; histone binding. Gene Ontology annotation, biological process: positive regulation of transcription by RNA polymerase II. Lineage: Eukaryota; Metazoa; Arthropoda; Insecta; Coleoptera; Staphylinidae.
CUCCCACCGUGCCCACCGUUUAGUUUAGUGUAGUUGACAAAUUUUUUGUGUUGUGUUACAACAUGUAUACAAACGUAAAAUGUGCGAAAUAAUACUGCUGCGUGAAGUACAGCGGAAUGGAUGAACUGAGCGUGGUGGAUGCCGACGAGCUCAUGGACCUCGACGACGCCGAGCCGUCGGACGUCGAUGACGACGACGUCGAUAACGAGCCGGACGCCGACGAGGAUCAGUUGCACGAGUUGCACUCGCCACUGCAGCUCAAUUCAUCGUCGGCGGCAACUUCAGCUGCCUCAUCACCACCGGCGGCGAUCGACGACUGCGGCCCGCCGUUGUUUCUCUCCGGAAAACCGCUGAGCAUCAAACGCGGACGAGGUAGACCAAGGCGUGAAGGAGGAAAACCAUUUCCACGCCGAAAUACCGUCACGGGUGUUGGCGGGAUGCGCAUGAAGAAGUGGAAACCAGGCGGUAUGAAUUGUGUACGCGGCGCGCCGAAACGCGUCAAGAGUUUCGACCGUAGCGACUUCAGCGAGAUGAUGAUGUCCUCCGCAGACGAGAUGAUUUUGGAUCCUGAAACAGGCGCUUUGGUUCCUGCUGAGCGUGUGCUCGCACAAGAAGAACUCCCUUAUAAACCGGAAUCAUGGCCUGGAAAAGUUUGCGGAUUUUGCAACCUAGGGGAACGCAGUCAGCUAGGCCAAGGGGAACUGAUACGCCUCAUGUGCCCAGAUGGGUUUACUCCUGAACGUGUCACAACUGAACAACUGCCAUCUAGCGUAACCAGCACGCCGGAACACCCUGGUGAUAAAUCUCCGCGCGGGCCUGUCACUUGCCGAAGACAGAAGAGUUUCAACAAGUGUCGGAAUCCAUCGAUGACCAGCGAGUAUGUGGAUGAGUUGACUAUCAUCGGAUACUCGGAAAACCCCGAUGUACAGAGUGUUUUCGAACCGUCGGGGCAUUUUUAUGUGCAUCGAAGCUGCACUUAUUGGAGUCAUGAAGUUACACGUACUGAAUUAUUAGGUUUUGAUAAUGUCGGGCCUUCGUUACUGCUGAGUAUAUCGCGUAAAUGCACGUUCUGCAACCAUUACGGCGCAAGCGCAGCUUGUAAAAUGGAAGGAUGUACGCGAAUCUUCCACUUUCCAUGCGCGACUGCUUCAGGGGCCUUCCAGGAGUUGCGGAGUUGCAGUCUCUAUUGUAACUUGCAUCUGAGUCAAGUUGCACUUAAAUGUGAAAAUUCUGUCUGCUAUACAUGUAAAACCCUCGGUGAUGUAACAAAUUUAAUGUACUGCUCUGUCUGUGGUGAACAUUACCAUGGUUCCUGCGUGGGUCUCGCUCAACAUCCCGGCGUACGCGCUGGUUGGCAAUGCCGUAAAUGUCGCGUUUGUCAAACAUGCCGCCUCACAGGUGAUGAAACAAAACUCCUCACAUGUGAGCAAUGCGAAAAGGUUUACCACGCGAUGUGUCAGCGUCCCAUCGUCGCAUCAAUCCCGAAAUACGGCUGGAAGUGCCGUUGUUGUCGCGUUUGCGGUGAUUGCGGCUCACGUACACCCGGCGCGGGGCUUAGCUCACGCUGGCAUGCGCAUUACACCGUCUGCGAUUCAUGUUACCAACAACGUAACAAAGGUUUUAAUUGCCCGAUAUGCCAUCGAGCGUACAGAGCGCAUGCGCAUCGAGAAAUGGUCCAAUGCUCUGCGUGUCGCAAGUUUGUGCAUGGUACUUGCGACGCCGAAGCUGACCUGGUUGCCUAUCAUCAACGCAAGGAACUGCAUCCCGAAUAUGAAUAUACGUGUUUAAUGUGUAAGAAUAUGCUGUCGAAGCGGAACAGUAUUGACGAGGACUCCAUGUCCGCAUCGCAAGAAUCCCUCUUCGACGACUCAUCGGAGUUCGACGCACCGUACACUGACGACGGGUUUAGAUCAAUGGGCCUUGGUAAGGGUAAACCGUACGCUUGUAAAAUAGCGAAGAAAAGGUUAGGGUAUGGUCCGGGUGGGUAUCCGGGACGGCCAAAAGGCGUUGGUAAACUUAUGCCUGGUAAAGUUGGGUUUAUGAAACGCCAGCGCAUGACUGAAUUCGGGCGCAAACGCGGCGCUAAAUAUAAAAUGCGUGGGGUUUUUGGGGUACCAGGAGUUGGAUUACAACGUCCCACAGCGGAUGGGACAAAAGAUGAAGAACCUGGGAUUGAAAACAGGUUAGUUUUGUGUUCCGCUAAGGAUAAAUAUGUCCUAACGCAGGAUAUUUGCGUUAUGUGCGGAGCAAUCGGUACGGAUCAAGAGGGUUGUCUAAUUGCAUGUGUUCAAUGCGGUCAGUGCUACCACCCGUAUUGCGUGAAUGUAAAAAUAACGAAAGUUAUCCUCCAAACGGGUUGGAGGUGCCUGGAUUGUACUGUGUGUGAGGGGUGUGGCCAACGUGACGAUGAAAACCGAUUGGUCCUCUGUGAUGAUUGCGAUAUAUCUUUUCAUAUAUAUUGCAUGGAUCCGCCACUGACUUUCGUACCACAUGGUAACUGGAAAUGCAAAUGGUGCGCGUUGUGUCAGACUUGCGGCGCGACAGACCCUGGUUUCAAUUGUAACUGGAUGAAUAGUUACACGGAAUGCGGCCCUUGCGCUUCUCAUGUCUCAUGUCCCACUUGCCAGGAGAGUUAUGGUGAAGGCGAGUUGAUUAUCCAAUGCACACAAUGCGAACGCUGGUUGCAUGGGGCAUGCGACAGUAUCAAAUCUGAAUUAGAAGCGGAAAAAUGCGCAGAGGAGGGGUAUACUUGUAUAUUAUGUAGACCACGUGAUGUACAACCACCGCACCUUGUCCCUGUGCCUGUUCUUAAACCUCCUACGCCUACAAAAUCACCAGAUUCCAAGUCUAAUUCGAAUUAUUUUAUGGAUGGUGUGCUCCUGAGUGAAAACGGGCAUAAUUUGAUUAAAUCUUUAUGCUCGGAACAUUCAGCCACUAGAAAAAAGCGGAAAAAGCCUGAGAAAGUUGUCCAGCAUAACAAGGAAGCCGGAAUAAUGGCGACUAUUGAAUCGGUCAUCGCUGGUGUAGGCGCAGGGGAAAAUUCAUUGGAUGCUAAGUUAGAAUUGGUUGAUAUCAAGGACGAGCAUGAUUUGUAUAAGGAAGGAAUGACUUGGACCAAGGAUGAUGGCCCACCUCCCGAGGGUUUCACUCUGUUUACAGGCGAAAGUGGAAUUACAGUCCUACGAAGGAAACGUCAAAGAAAUUUACAAAAAUUAGGUAUAGGAGGGUUUCUUGUAAGAGUUAGGGGGAUACGUGGUCAGGAUAACGAUGAAGUUGACAUGUUACCCGGUCAAACCACACCUACGGAUCCUUUGGGACCUCCAACCAUGAUGGAGACAACUAAUCCCGGAGAGAAACCACGCCGUAAACCAAUUCGACGAAAAAUAAAGAGUAAACUCUCCGAAACUUUCCCGGUAUAUCUUCAGGAUGCGUUUUUCGGGCGGGAUUUACUCGAUUCCCAGAAGGAUCUCAACAGUGAGAGCAGCGAGGAUGAAAAGGAUAAACCCACACUCGAAAAAGAUAAGAUUAUUCAUUUAUCUCAGGAUGAAUUACGUGCUGUUGCUACAGCCAAAGAGAAAAACCUUCCACCUGGUAAAGCACCCGUGCAGAAAACCAAAGGUGUGGCCAGAGUGGUGGGCGUGGUCGCCCCGCCUAAGCUUGUACCGAAAGAAGAGGAUGAAAGUGACGACGCACUCAAUCAAUUCGAACUGCCUGAUAUCCUCGACACGGAUAUCGUUGAUACCAUUAUGAAUGGCGGUGAUGCUUUGGCGAAGAGCGGCGAUAUUCAAGGAUUGGACGCGGAUGGCGAUGCGUCCAAGGAUACCAAAGACGAGUUCGGCGAUAUUUUCAACUUAGACAUACCAAAUAUUAACAGCAAGGAUGUGGAGGAUAUUCUGUUCAAGGGCGUGCUGACUGAUGAGAGUCAAGAGUCGCAGGAGAGUAGUAUCUUUCCGAUUGCCACGCCCAAUGUGGGUGUUGGUGUAUUUCCGGUGGCUACGCCCAGUGGUAAAGGGGCGGGGCCUUCGGUGGGUGUUGUGGGCGUGGCUCCGCAGUCGGCGAUACCGCCGAAUGUCCGGCCAAAUUCACUGCCGGCGAAUAAUUUGAAUUCGCCGCUCAGUUCUUAUCCACAGUCGCCUUAUCAAUCAGAUUUUAGCAAUAGUCCACAGUUUAGUCCGUAUUGUGAACCACCAUCACCGUGGGUGAAUGUAAGUGAGGCUUCUGGUGAAGGAAUGGAUCCUGCUGCGAAUGUACCAACCACAUAUAAUCAACGGUCAUCGGAAAAAAUGAAAGCUGAUGAAGCUUUGGGACUUUCCGCGACGAUUUCGGCGGUUUUGUACGCGAAUACUAAUCAACCCGAAUGGAAAACUGAAUUCCCCGUAUGGAGUGACCGUUAUAAGCAGAUAAUCAAAAAAUGGCGCACGCUUAGCAACGAAGCAAAAGCUCCUUUCCUCCAGCGCGCCAAAGAUAAUCGCUCCGCGCAGCGCAUGAAGAAGGCCCAACAGAUCAGCAAGGAGAGCAACGGCGCCGCGGUGAAGGCGGCGCAGGCGCAACAGCCGGCCGUGCCCGCAGUCGCGAGUCCCGUCCACGCGGCACAGCAGCCGCCAACGGUCUCAGAGGUGUGCACCGCCCACUCACAACAGCAAGCACGCCAGCUACUACUAACCACCACCGCGUUAACUAGCGUCCCUAGCGCCCCCAGCGGCGCGUCCACGCCGACGCCCAGCCCCAGCCCACUGUCAAUCACGCCCCCAUCGCGCCCCGGCUCCGUCCCACCACAACUCACACCACCACCACCACAGCCACAAUUAUCAUCAUCAUCUCACGUCACUGUCACCAUUCCCACGCAGCAGCAGUUCACCGUGCACGGCCCGAUUCUUGGACCGGGCGAUCAUUGCCACGGCCCCGCCCCAAAUGUCACUGUCAAUCCUCUGUAUUCGGAGCCGGCGCCGUCCCCGUCGCUGCGGCACGCGCACGCCCAGCCGCCGCCAUCAGCAGCGGCUGACCAUCAGAUACGCGUGCUCACCCCGUCCGAAAUAAUGCGCACUCUUCCCUCCCUCUGUCAGGAAGCCUGCGAGCCACCGGAACAAGAAAAGAUGACCAAUCAACAGAAGUCUGCGCGGGAGGCGGAGCAAGAACGCCAAUGGAAACAAAUGCAGGCUUUACGCCAUCAGCAAAACCAACAACAACAACACGUGCUUCAAGAACACCGUGUACAAGGUACGAACUCAAUUGUUCGUGUGCAGAGGCAAUUGUCUGAAGGUAAUCAACACUUUAUGCAAGCGGAAGGUAUGUCACCACAACAAGGCGAAAUGCAUGGUGGUGAUGGGUUUGUUCAACAAACACCUCCGCAAAUUGUAAGGUCUAUAUCUGCUGAUCCCUACGCGCAUCAACCGGCUACGCCACGCCCUACUGCGACACCACGCCCACCAUUAGCAUUUCCGCAGAAAACUGAACCGGAAGCAAACAGGCAGCUCAGGGAUUUACUGCAGAGACAACAGUUUAAAAAGUUGGAUGAUCAGUUGUUAGCUGGUAAAGGGCAACAGAGGGUAUGGCCACCUGGUGAGGCAGGGCAAGAAGUCCUGCCGAUUGUAAGUGAAAAUCAAACGGUUACAAGCGAGGCGACAUUUAGGCAACCACUUCCGCCUACGUGUAGAUUACGUGUGCCUGUUCAGACUAUUAGGCAACCAAUAAGUAAUCUUCGAAUGCAGUUGGAUCCUACUAGGAUGCAAGGUAUAGAUCCAAGGAUGAGGCAUAUUUUGUUACAACAGCAGCAGCAGCAACAACAACGCGCGCAGGUUCCGGUACAACAGGGCGGUGUUGUACAACAACAGUUUCAACAAACGCCGCAUGUCCAACAGCAACCGAGAUUUGUCACGCCUCAACAACUGCAACCUAUUAGACAUGCCUCGGCUGAGAUUGAUCAGUUGUUGAUUCAACGCGCUGCGGCUAAUCAAUUCCCAGCGAAUCAGAUACGUCCUAACCCGAAUCAGAUCCCUACUACUUUAGUCCAACAACAGAAACUGCCGCAACUUCCACAGCAAGGUAUACAACCACAGCAACAACAACAACAGAAUGUUGAUCAACCAGGUGAACAUGAAAUCCCUGAUAAUGUAACUGCGGAAUUAGAGAAACUGGAGCAGGAGUCUAGUUCUAUGGUUGAAUUACAAGGCGUGGGUGAUAUCCUUGGUGGGUUAGGAGAUGAUGAGGAUGAGUUGUUGGCUGAAAUGGGCGCUGAUUUUAAUAUUUUGGAGUAUGCGGAUCCUGAAUUAGAUGCUUUGGAUGGCGAGAAGACUAAUAUUUUAGACUCGUUGGAUUUGGUUGAUGCUGCCGAACCGGAAAAGGAUGAUAAAAAGGAUAAAGCGCCUUUGGUUAAAGCUCAAGCGCCGCAACCGCAACAACAGAGUCAACAGCAACAGCAGCAACAACAGGAAGCUGUAAGGUCGAUUGAAUCACAACUGCAAGCGCAAGCCCCGCCUCAUUCCGUGCAAGCAAUCAAUGUUGUACAGCAACAGAUGCAGAAAAUGCAACCGCCGCCAUUGGUUGCAACGCAACAAACACAACAAUUGUUACAGCAGCAACAACAGCAACAGCUUGGAUCUAUGCAACCACAACAACAGUUGCAUAUGAUUCCACCACAGAUCAAUCAUCAAUUGAUACAUCAACAAAUGUUACAACAGGUUCAGCAAUGUGCCGCACGUGGUAAACCAAUGGCGCAAGGAUCACGCAUAAUGUCGCAAGAUGGCGUUAUUGGUACAGUGGCUGCUAACAACAGCAUUAUCUUAAGCUACAGCCCACAACAUCAGCAAAGAAUGUUGCAGAUUCAAAACAAUCAAAAGUUGCAAAUGCGUAACUUGAACAAUCCACGAAUGGCAGCGCCGCCUGGUGUGAUGCAAACACAACAGGUUGUACAACGCGCUGUUGUUCAACAACCACCACAACAGGCUCCGCCUCCUCCACCACCAUACCCGGGCCCGCCUCCGCCGUAUCCGGGCAAUGGCCAACAGAUGGGAGGCCCGCCCCUUCGUCAUGGGCCACAUUUUGCGCACGCGCUGCGCAGGCCCGCCUUGCUCUUGGAGGAGCAACCGCUUUUAAUACAAGAAUUAUUGGAACAGGAGAAGCGCGAGCAAGAGAAGCAGCUCCAGUCGCAAGGUGCGGAAGUUUCUUCAACCAGCAGUCUUGCUGGUACUGCCCUUCUAUCGGAUAACGACUUUGAGAAUCUGUUGAAAAAUGAUUUCGAGACUAAUAGUGAUCCGAUGUUGGGCAACAACACAACUGUCCCGAAUCAAGUUCAAGGGCAAAUGAUGCAGCGUGGUGGUUUUGUACAACAACCAACUGCACCGCAACAAUGGCAAGCGCAACAACAACAGAAUCGUAUGCAGGUGGCGCCACCACAGCCUCCACAACCGGAAAUACCAAGGGUACCACAGUUUCAAGGUGUUUCACUUCCGGCUCCUCCUGUACCACCAGAGAAUAUUUUAUCGGAGGCGGAUAAACAGGCGUUGUUGGCGUAUGAGCGAUGGCUGCAGAUGCAGAAUAAUCACCUGACGGCGCAGUUGAAGUUCUACGAGUCUGAGGUCCAUGCAUUGAGAAAAGUUAGAAAGUCGUUGAACAGCAAGCAGCGGCAGUGCAAGAAGACCGGCACGCAACUGAGCGAUGCCGACGCGCUUGAAUUGCAACGCACCUCGGCGCAGAUCACCGGGUUGCAGAAACAACUGGAGAAUGCUCGCAAACAGACCAAACAACAUACACUUCUCAUGCAGGAUUACGCUGGCAAGAAGCAGAGUAAACAAGGUGGGCAACCUACGCCACCUUCAAGCUCCCCGAUACAUCCACCGCAAUCACCUAUGAUGUCACCAUCAGCAUCACAAUCGCCAAUGAUGCAGCAUAAUUCACCGAUGCAUAGUCCAGCGCCUUCGGUGUCUCACUCACCUGGGCCCAGUGUAUUGCAAAGUCCGAAUAUGAAUCAAGUUAUGUCACCAAUGCAACCAUCACGUAUUGGUACACCUCAUUCUCAGAAUGAGGGUAGUCCUGGUCCGGUGCAAUCUCCUUUAAUGCAUCUACCACCUCCUCAGAUGAGAAUGACUUCUCCUCAACACCGUAGGGUGGUUACCAGUCCAAUAGGGUAUCCUGAUUUGAGACCUGGUGGUCCUCAACGGUUUGUACGACCUCAACUCGAUAGAGUUCGAUUGCCUUCCGGACAAAGCUCUCCGAGUGGAUAUCAGUCGAAACCUGGUACUCCUAGUCCACUGAAUAGUCCACCUCCACAGCAAAUGAAUCAACAACUGCUGCAGCGACAUUUGCAACAACAGGCGUUUUUCCAACACCACCACCAACAACAACAGCAGCAGCAGCAGCAACAACAAGUACAGGAUGUUAAUCAAGACGGCGUGAAUUCCCCGAAGAUUGUACAACUCAUCCAUCAAAGACAAAUGGUUAGGGGACAAAUGCCACCCCAGGGACAACCAAUGAGCCAACAACAACAUCAGUUGAUGCUACAACAGCAACAAGCACUUAAACAACAGCAGCAGGUGCAGAUUCAACAACGGUUGCAACAACAACAACAACAGAUGCAAAUGCAACAACAGCAGAUGCAGCAGCAAAUGCAACAGAUUCAAUUGAAUCAACAACAACCACCGAAUUCACCAAUGCCACCACAAAGUCCUUCGUUAAAUCAACAAAUUAUGUCGCCGCAUUCGAUGACUAGCCAGCCACCAUCACCUAUGGUGUCGUUUAACCAUCCGCCGAAUUCUCCAAUGCCGAAGAGUCCGGCCAUACACCAUCAACCACCGAGUAGUCCUAUGAUUCAUCAACCACCAUCACCAAUGCCGCGUAGUCCGAUGGUUCCACAACGUCGGCCGGCUAGUAGUAGUAAUAGUCCUGCGACAGACAAUCCACGCACACCAUAUAACGCUCUAACUGACCCAAAUGUACCGGAUAAUGAUCUUGGUGGUGGGGGUAAUCCACACAAUGCGCCUAUACCAUGUCCGCCUAGUUUUGGGAGGUUUGGUUAUAUUAAACUUGGUUUGAGAGGAGGGUCACCUAUGUGGGGAUCGGGAUAUGCUCGUUGCGAAAAAGGCCCUGGAGCAGCCGCACCACCGCCUUUGCAAGAACCUGUAGAAGAUCCAACAUCUUCAGGAGAUGCUAAAACCAACCCAGCUACACCAAAGUUUAAGAAAGAAUCACAUCUGAGUAAAGUUUCUAUUUUGAAGAAAAAAUCACCUGCUAAGUUAACUUUAUCUAAAGUCUCAGCAAGUUCUUUGGUAAGCCAAGAAUAUAAUGAAUUCGAAGAUAGUUCUUCGCCACCUCCCUCAAUUGCAUCAACUAGUAGAAUCAUCAGAACAACCGGUAAAAAACUUCCUGGUGCGUCUGCUGGUCCUGAAGAAGAUGAUAUCUUAAUGAUGGUUCCUCCUGAGAAAGCUCUACCCAAUGACAUCAUGGAAUACGAUAUUGAUAUCGAUGUGGAUUCUUCUGUUGUAUCCACUGAGGUGUCUCUAAAUUCUGCAGCGCAACAGAAUGAUGGCGAUGAUAUGGCAGUCAUACAAUCAUUCAUGUCUCAGGACAUUAGUGAAGGAUUGUCGAGUCCUUUGGAAGCCGAUCAGAUCCCAGAUGAGUACAUGUUGUUUGAUAUUGCUGGUAAUGCACAAUAUUCUGACAAAGAAGAUGAUACGGAGACCAUGCAAUAUGUCCUGCAAAGUCCAACAACCAGCGACGAAGAAGAAUUGAUUCUUCAAGGGCAAACUGAUGAUUUGAAUAUGUUGGUUCAUGAAGAUUUGAACGAAGCUGAGAAUGAGGCCGAGUUAGAAAGUGAAUCUGGGGCUGAAGUGGAGAGUGAAGAGAUAACAAUGGCAGAUGAAUCACCUGAAGAAGAAUCUUUCGAAGAUAAUGAACACAAGGAUCAUAUUUCUACUAAAGAGGACUUUGAGGAGUUGAUUGAUGAGCGUGAAAUAGACAAUAAGGCCAAUGAAGUGCUUAAACUUGACACGCAACAUAUAAAUGAGAUACAUAAAUAUGCUGCGAAUAUGGUCUAUCCCACCACGCCAGUUGGUAAUAUUAUCAAAACCGUGACAAAUGUACGACCUAACUUGGUUAGCAUCAAAGGUACACCACCCAAAAUGACUUUGAUUACACCUCUGGCGAAUUCAGCUAAAAAAGACAUUAUUAUAACAACACAGGCAUAUAAAACACCAGCGUCAAUGGCGGCGGUUUUAUUAAAAGGUGGAACAGUAAGGAAUAACAUCAUAAAUGUACCAAAGUUGGGUUCUUCAGCCUCGCCGGCCAUUACAAUCGUCAGCGCUAGUACAUCACAAAUCGCAUCCAUCUUACCAUCACGGUUUACCGUGCCGGUGAUUAGCGCGAGCGCCAUUUCAAAACUGCCAAAUGUAAAGGUCAUUGAUAAGUCGUCAUCGAGUUGUUUGUCGCUUGCAACACCGCAGGAUACCUCACUGCCAAAGAAAAUAUUUGAAGAUGAUUCAGUAUCGCCUGAAAGUAGUAAUACCGAGGAUGAGAAGAAAGAGGAUUCUCCCGAGGAAAGUAUUGCGCUUAAAAAGGUUACAAUCAAAAAGGAACCCGUUGAAGAACCAGCUGAAACCAACGAGAUGAAAAUGACUACGACUACAACAACCACACAAAUUGAAGUCCCACCAGCAGAUGUUACUGUAAACACUCCUGUGAAGCAAGAGAUUCAGUUUAUGAUGCAGGACGCCAGUGAUAAUCACGCGGAUGACCACGAUCAUAAAUCCGUGGUGAUUUCUAUUCUCCCAACACCAUCACAGGAACAAAUGUUGGAUAAUAUAGCUAUGCAGGCGUUUGAAAGUAGGAGGAGGGAUGGAAAUGGUAUGCCUGGCGAAUUUGAUUCCCUGGAUGAUGUGUUAAAUAUGAUCGAGAACAUUGGUAAAUCAGUAGAUGAAGAAGAAGCUGGUCCCAAGGAAAUUGAAAAGAAGGUUGAGGUUGACAUUGUUACAUCAUGCACAUCUACACCUGUUGUUACAGUUAAACAAGAAGUAUCUACUUCAACACCUACAACUACUUCAAGUACAACAUCUUUGGUUAGUUCUGUGACUGUUGCAACAUCUACAACGGUAACAACUAGACCUAGUAGUACGAUGCAGUUGUCUCCAUUAUCACAACCAACUGAAGUGACCAAUAACAUUGCGAAUGUUUCUGAACAAUUGCGAACUUUGUUGACUAAUGCAAUGCAUACGUCAACAGUUACGAAGACUUUAAAUGUCGACACGACGAAGACCAGUGGGGAUAAGAUGUCCGUUGUGGUAUCUUCUAUCAAAUCAGAGACUAUUACAACUGCUCCUAUUACUUCUAGUAUGCUUGCGAAUGCUAUAAUUGUGAAGACUGUGUCUUCACCAAAGCGGGUGUCUUCCCCGGCUGUAACAACAACACAGGGACCAAUGCAGGUGGCAGUUCCAGUGACAACUCUGGCUGUUGUAGCUACAACUACUCAGUCAGAACAACAACCUCAACCGCAACAACAACUGCAGGUUGUAAUGGAAACCGCUGUUACUGCUGUGGUUUCUUCCACUAGUCAAAUUCAAAGUCCUAAAGUACAAAGCGUGCUAACACCACCUUUGAUACUCCAACAGCAACAACAACAGCUUCAAAUUCAAAAGAAACCUUCGUUAAGUUUGAAUGCGAUGUUGCAAUCACAUCCGGCUGCGACUAUGCCCCAAACAUCUCCGGGGACUAUAACAACAGCGUCGAUUUUAGGGUCUUCUAUACCCUUGACGAGACCUUCAUUGGCUUCCCUAGCGCAAGCUAAACCCAAUGUGGUAUCACCGAUAUCCACUGUUGCUGUUUCUACGAAUGUUACAACUCAAUUGAAUGCACCAUCUACAACAACGCCGAUGUUGUUAGCGUCGAAUCCAGCGACUUCUGCGUUUGCUCGUACACCAACCAAUUUACUGCAUACUCAGUUGACGAAAACAACUGUUACCAGGACGAAAUCAGAAGAUGAGAAACCUGUUGAUGACCAAACACAGUCUAUUACUGGCGAGUUUAUUAAAAAUGAAACCGCGAAGAAUACACCUGUGCAGAGUGUAACAUCAUCGUCAAAUAAUAUCCCUAUGUCUACUUUGAGCAGUCUGGUGGCGGUUUCUGCUCCGAAUAGGAUGGAGGACUCACAAAAUGUGCUUUUGAAACAACUGCUGCAGAACACUGCCUGCGCCUCUUCGCAAUCAACAACACCAGUCAGUACGGUGUCGGUGUCUUCCAAUUCGGGACCCAGUCUACCUUUGGUGCCGAAUUUAGCGGCGCAGUUAGCGCGGCCUGCCCCAACGCCGACGAGCUUACUCCCGCCCAUUUUACAAAACGACACACCUAGUAUUACAACCACUCCGAGUACAUUGACGGCGAUCAGUUCUACAACCCCCAAUGUACUUCCCACACAAUCAGUAAAGACCAAAACCCCGAUAAUUCGUGAGACUUCUUUUGUUUCUAAACCGGUUGCGCAGACUCCGCCGCCUCCUCUACAAAUUCAAAGUCAGCAACAAAAUGUACAACAGCAACAAACACCACCUCAACAACAACAACAAAUGCAGCAGGUGUAUCAAAUGCCACAAACACAACAGCAGCAACAUGUUAUGCAAGCGCAACCCCAACAACAAUUACACAUUGAUAUCAAGAAAGGGUUACCACCAAGUAGGACUCCGAGUAGAGAUGAUUUACUAUCACCAGCUACACCUCGAUCUACAUGUAGUCAAGAUUCCAGCCUACAGACACCACCGUUGAUUGUAAAGAAAGAAUUGACAUCACAAAGUCCCGUACUAGUCACGCACGAAGUCAAGAAGGAACUGCUGGAUGACUGCUCACAACACUCUGAGGUCUCCGAUCAUAGUAAGUCUGAUGUUACAAUGAAGGAGGAAAUCGAUGAUACGAGUGUGGAGAAGCAGAUACUCGAUAAAGAAGAACUCAAGAAACAAAAGCGGCGGGUUUACCAACAAAAACGUAGACAGAAUCAGAUCCUGAACAAAGAAGGCGGUGGUCAACCAAGUGGACAACCCAAGAAGCGCACCCGUAAGAGUUCAAAGGUUGACGAGGAUUACGAUUCAUAUAUAGAGAGUGUCCUUGCACAACUUAGGACUUUACCACCUAUGGUUGUUUCCGAACCUGUGCUGAGUAAGAACUUUGCAGUAGUACCUGUGUACGGCUCCGGAGAUCAGUCCAAGUUGGGUUCGAAGGAGUUUGAUCCGCGUGUGGGAGAUCUCCUUGGAACUUAUGGUAAUGCAAUAGUUCCUGGGUUUGCUGAUUUCUACAACUCCAAACCCUAUGGGGAGCAAGAACAACUUCCUGAAAAACCACCAACGUCAACACAGCGUGGUUUCUACGAUCAAGAGUUUCCUCUUAUUAGAUUUGACAGUGAUGAUGAGAGGAAAUGGGAACUGUUUGCGCGGGAAGACACUCCUGAUUCAUUGGUGUAUUCAUCAUCUCCCGAAAGUUUUGAUGAACCUAAGCGUUUCAUGGGAUUACGACUCAUUGAACAGGAGGAAAGUUUAGAUGGGUCGGAUCAACCAGAUAAAGGGAGACUAUCCCCGAUUAUACCAAUUAUUGCGCCUGUGCCGAUUAGACUUAAACCAACAAGUCUCAAUCUCAAAGACUAUCCAAACCUGGACAAAGAAAACAUAUGCAGUUUGCCAGGCAGCGCGAAGAGUAAAUUUGGUACACCAGGUCCUGGUACACCACUUAAAGACUCUGGUAACGUCACCGUUACAUUAACAUUGACUUCAUCGGCUGCGGAGGACAUUAUGGGCGUUUUGAGAGAUCUGGCGAAUAUUUUACAUAUUCCUGCGCCUACAAGUUAUCAGAUUGUUGAGAGGACAGGCACACCACCAAGUCAAAAGUUAGGUCUGUAUCGCACAAAGGGUAAAGAUGGCAAGGAAGGCGCACCUAUUGACAUUCAAAGUAUUCUCAAUGGAGAUGCGAAAUUCUGCCGGCAUUGCGAUGUUGUUAUCCUAAAUAACAUGAUCAGGAAGAAAGUCUCCGAGCUACCAUUCCUCAGUAAAGACUCUGAAUUGUUAUCAGAUGGGGAUGAGAUCUACUUUUGCAGUUCCAGUUGUUACAUGCAACUUGCUUUGAUGCAUCGAAGUCCAUCGAUCAGUGAAGAUAGAGCUGCGGCGUUAAUCAAACAUCUAUGCCAGAAAGAAGACAAGAAGAAACUCGAAAUUACAGAUAUUGAACGCAUGGAGGUGGAUAACAUAAUAUCACCUGUAAAAUCAGAAAGACCCAUUACUAUUAAAUCUGAAGAAGACGAAACAAUGCAAGUUGAUGAUGUCGAGGAGAUACAAAAAUGGAAGAACAUCAAGUACAAAGUCUUUACACCAAACUGCAUCCACCCUGCUAAUAAAUACAAGAAACCCACAGAUAAAGAAUUAAUGGAGUUGAUGUACAGAUUACGAGUGACUGUUAUGCCGACAAAAGUUCCGGAUGACACUAGGAAAUGCAUGUUUUGUAAUGGGACAUCGGAUGCUGUGGCGGAUGGACCAGCUAGAUUGCUUAACUUUGACGUAGAUAAGUGGGUACAUCUCAAUUGCGGUCUCUGGUCAGAUGGGGUUUAUGAAACUGUCAAUGGCGCAUUGAUGAAUUUACCAGCAGCGUUACAGGCUAGUUUGGUGGCUACUUGUGUGCAAUGUAAUCAAAUUGGGGCGACAAUUCGAUGUUUCAAACCACGCUGUUCGAAUAUUUACCAUCUACCGUGUGCGGUGAAGGACAACUGCGUUUUCUACAAGAACAAGUCAACCUUUUGCAGUGCACAUGUCCCCAAGAACGAAAAAGACAAUGAAUUGACUACGUUAUCGGUUGGUAGAAGGGUGUAUGUUGAUAGGGACGAGAAUAGGCAAGUUGCCGCUGUUAUGCAUCACUCUGACCAGAAUAAUCUAUUGCGGGUGGGAUCGUUGAUCUUCUUAAGCGUGGGUCAAUUACUACCGCAUCAAUUGGCCAAUUUCCACACGGCGAAUUAUAUCUAUCCGAUCGGGUACAAAAUUAUACGGUUUUAUUGGAGCAUGCGUCGAUUGAACAAACGAUGUCGAUAUAUCUGUUCUAUUCAAGAAUUAUCCGGACGUCCCGAGUUUCGUAUUCUGGUCCAGGAGCCAUCCGAAGAAGAUCAAGAAUUUCGAGAUUCGUCCUGCAAAGCUGUAUGGUUGAAAGUUCUGGAACCGUUGGCUCAACUCAGGAGAGAUAAUCAAUGCGUGCAGUUGUUUACACAAUUCGUAAGCGGAGAAGAUCUCUUUGGUUUGAGUGAGCCUGCCGUGGUGAGAGUGUUGGAGUCACUGCCCGGCAUUGAGACCUUAACGGAUUAUAAAUUUAAAUAUGGACGCAAUCCACUGCUGGAGCUACCGCUGGCGAUUAAUCCCAGUGGCGCGGCAAGGACGGAACCUAAGGCGAGGAAUCAACUGCAUUGGAAACGACCGCAUACACAGCGGACAGGAAAUUCGGCAAGACCUGUGUUUGCUUCAACAGCAGCGGCACAACCUGCCGGAGAAGCGGCGUGUCCAUAUAGCAAGCAGUUUGUGCACUCGAAGAGCUCUCAAUACAAGAAAAUGAAGCAGGAGUGGCGAAAUAAUGUGUUUUUGGCAAGGAGUAAAAUUCAAGGACUGGGCCUGUAUGCGGCGAGGGAUCUAGAGAAACAUACCAUGGUGAUUGAAUACAUCGGGGAGAUUAUAAGGUCCGAGUUGUCCGAGACGAGGGAGAAAUUUUACGACGCCAAGAAUCGAGGAAUAUACAUGUUCAGGCUGGAUGAGGAGCGGGUAGUGGAUGCCACACUCUGCGGGGGGUUAGCGCGGUAUAUAAAUCACUCCUGUAAUCCUAAUUGCGUCGCUGAAAUUGUUGAAGUGGACAGAGAUUUGAGGAUUAUCAUCUUUGCUAAACGAAGGAUUCAACGCGGCGAAGAGCUUGCUUACGACUACAAAUUCGACAUAGAAGAUGACCAACACAAGAUUUCUUGCAUGUGUGGUGCGCCCAACUGUAAGAAAUGGAUGAACUAAAUAUUCGAAACAUUCCAAAUGAAUAACGAAAUGAAUUGACUCUCGACUGGCCGUAAUAUUUGUAAACAUAUUGAUGAGAUUUAUGAUGCAAGCAAACGUGAAAAUCGAACCGGCACAGAACAGAGUCUAUAUUGCAUAAAUGUUUUACUGUGGCUUAGGGUAGGGACCAAAAAUACAAAACUAGCUAGGAGUAAGUAGGAACUUAUACAUAAAUAUAUUAUAUAUAUAGAAUGAUGAAGGAACUAAACACAAAUCACGUAAAGCGGAAAUUAUAACUGGAAUUCAAAAGUGAAUUUAAGAGAUUUCGUUUGUUGUACAUAAUUAGGCUCAAAGUUAAAUUAUUCUUCUACGAUUACAACGAGGCGUGGCGACGCGCUGAUGUUUUAUGUUUUUUUUGCGAUUGUAUAGUAUAUAUAUCAUAUAUAAACACACACAUACACACACCCACAAACAUACUGAAUUAAGAAUGUGCUAUUUUAUCACUGGAUCCAAUGUUAGCGUUGUUCAACUAACAUAGCCUUUUCAUAACUAGCCUUAUUAUCAAGCACGACUAAGAUGAGUUUAUAUUUGUAAAAAAAAAUGAAACAACCGAGAGAGAAUGAGAGCGAGCUGUGCAAUAUUAGUUAGGACAGCGUGGACGCACGAAAGGAUUAAUUAAUUGAGAUGUAGCUGGAGUGUAAGGCGACUUUUUUGUACAUUAGUAUUAAAACCGAUUGCAGCCCAUUGAUGUCUUGUCGAGAGGGUGGAUCGGAUUGUAAUUUGUAUUUUUAUUUCUCUUUCUUUUUUAUUGUGGAGACGUAGUCUCCGAUUGUUAUUACAUUUUAUGGUAUACGUUCUAUAUGUUUCUAUCCGACUCUUGUAUAGCUUAGGUUUAGUGCCAUUAAUUCUAAUUAUUGAUAAAUGACGAUUGAGCGAUUAACUGUUUUUCACACUCACACAUACACACACGCAUGCACGUAAUGAAGAGCGGCCCGUUAGUGAUAUUAUUAGACAAUAAUAAGAUGGGUCGUUUGGUUUCGUUUGUAAUAUAUGUAAAAGUUUCCACGCUGUGGCUGCGAACGCAAUUGAUAUCAUGCACGUUAGUCAAUUGCGCUCAUUGCGAAUGGCGUCGGGAUCGAACACUAGUUAAACACGCAGAUGAAAAGAGCGGAUGAAAACAUUUUUUACAACCACACACUACUUGAUUUCGAUAGGAAUGUGACAAUCACUCAAUCAUGUAUUUGGUUUUUCUUGCGGCAGAAAAAUGUAUGUAUGUAAACGAAACAACUUAGCACUACCUGAUAUGUUUAUUGUUUAUUGUACAAAAAAAUUAAAUGAAUCAUUUAUUAAAUACUGGUUUGUUUCGUGUAUGA